Molecule: messenger RNA, 942 nt
Organism: Helobdella robusta
Lineage: Eukaryota; Metazoa; Annelida; Clitellata; Rhynchobdellida; Glossiphoniidae
Exons: 8
Biological process (GO): stress-activated MAPK cascade; protein phosphorylation
Molecular function (GO): MAP kinase kinase activity; ATP binding
Source: RefSeq, a predicted model, not a curated record
CCAAUCAACAUAGAUCCGACAAUCACCAUAGAUGGAAAACAGUACAACAUAGACACAACAGACCUCGAAUUUAUCAGUCGAUUGGGGAAUGGCGCUUAUGGAGUUGUUGACAAAAUGUUACAUAAAGAAUCAGGAACCAUCAUGGCUGUCAAGCGAAUUACCUGCACUGUAAAUUCUUUGGAGCAGAAGCGACUGUUGAUGGAUUUGGAGGUUAAUAUGAGAACUGGAAACUGUCCAUACACCGUUCGAUUCUAUGGAGCGCUUUUUAGAGAGGGAGAUGUGUGGAUUUGUAUGGAGGUGAUGGACACGUCGUUGGAUAAGUUUUACAAGGACAUUUACAAGAAUGGCAAGGUCAUUCCGGAGGAUAUUCUAGGAAAAAUUGCUGUUGCUGUUGUAAAAGCAUUGCACUAUCUCCAGGCUGAGUUGAAAGUCAUCCAUCGAGACGUCAAACCAUCCAACAUACUCAUCAAUAGGAACGGCGAGGUGGUAAAAAUAUGUGAUUUCGGAAUUAGUGGGAACCUGGUUGAUUCAGUUGCAAAGACCAUGGACGCAGGCUGCAAGCCAUAUAUGGCUCCAGAAAGAAUAGACCCAGAUGUGUCAGGCAAGGGUUAUGAUGUUCGCUCUGAUAUUUGGAGUCUUGGAAUUUCUAUGAUUGAAUUAGCAACUGGGAAAUUCCCGUACCAAACGUGGAGGACUCCAUUCGAACAGCUGAAGCAAGUUGUCAACGAGAACCCACCCAGACUGCCUAGGGCUGGAUAUUCGGAAGAAUUUCAAGAUUUUAUUGAUGCUUGCCUAAAGAAGAAAUUCGUAGAGAGGCCAAACUACACGCAGUUACUGGAGCACCCCUUCAUCGUCCACAGUGAGGAGAAGAAGGUCAACAUGGCUGAAUUCGUGCAGAUGUCGCUAGACGAGGCUGAAGAGAAUGCCGAUUUGCCUGAUUGA